Salvelinus fontinalis (brook trout) is the source of this 4960-nucleotide messenger RNA. RefSeq lists its product as uncharacterized. The record is from RefSeq and is a predicted model, not a curated record. Bases 3465 to 4694 code for a protein of 409 amino acids. The transcript has 3 exons. Lineage: Eukaryota; Metazoa; Chordata; Actinopteri; Salmoniformes; Salmonidae.
CAUUAGAGACACGAUCGGGCGCAAGUGCAUUGCGCAGAAUCACCCCAGCCCGAGAAGUGUUACUGGGCCGGAAACUUACUGCUUCAAGAAACGGCGCUACAUGGACACGACUCCAACGAUGACAUGCCCGGCAGAAUCUGGAAUGCCUGGUGAAAAAAGUCUAGAGCCCACGGUAUCCGCGAUUCGUCAGAACAGCCCGCGUCAAAAAAGCAGAGACUCCUCCCCGGCGUAUAACGGGACAGCAGACCAUACACAACAAGAGCACGCGGAGGAUUUCGGUGCACCAGACAUUCACAGUAAAACACGGAACCCGGACGAUUUCAACGUUUUAAAUUACAUUUCAGAGGUAGACGACUUGAUGUUAUGUGAAGCGGCCAGCCUUCUUGAUUCAGCCAAUUCUUUUGUAGAAACACCCAAACCUGAAAUAGAACAAGCUAGGUUUCUCACAGCCUUUUCCAGGGCUCUAAAAUCCAGAAAGAUUUUGCUACACAAACGAAUGGUAGCUUUACUCGAGCGGCAACACAGUCAGGAUCUAUCCUUCUGGCAUAGAACAAAGCCACGUUUGUUAAACAACAAACCGAUUAAAAAACGCAAAUACAGGCGCUAAAAACCUAUAUGUAACAUGGAUCCUUCCAGAAUACCGCAAGAACACACAUCAUUAAUUACCCAAAUGGAUGAGCCAACAGACAUAAGACAUAAUUGAGACAGUUGAAACCCUGUUAUCCCAGAUACCGCAUGAACUCCAAGCUUUAAUUAACCAGAUGAAUGAUGCAGGGGUAGCAUCAGACAUAAUUCCGAUAGAUGAAACCCUAUUGCCGAGAUUCCCACUGAACUCAUAGAAUUAAUUAAUCAUAUGAAUGAGUCCGGGACGACCAAUGAAAACCUGUUAUCCCAGAUCCCUGACGCACUCAUAUUGUUAAUUAACCAGAUGAAUGAGAGCAUAAGAUCUUCUACACAGGACCCCACACAGACCCCGCCAUUAACUCCCAUGUCCGAAGAGUCUGAAACACAAUUCGAUGUUUUUGAGGAAUUGGAAAAUUGUCUACUAAAUCAGGAGGGAGAUGGUCUUGAUAGAAGUGUCCGGGGUUGUGUACCAAAAUAAAUUCAGCAAUACAGAGAUUCGUCAGUUUUUCAAUUUCACAUGGCUGAAUCAGAAUCUUGACUAUGCAGUGUUUUAUGUGAUGAUAUUGGAUACUCUGAACGAACUGUUAGACAGGGCAAGAGAUUAUGGCGAACCUCGGGAUGUCUUACAGUUGGAAAUUUGUGGAGAUAGCAUGCAAAACACUGUAUCUCUUAUUUUACCCAAUGGCGAAGCAGACAUUGACAAUUUAUAGCCCUGCUGGAACGACUUGUUCAGUCAAAUUUAUCCGUCAUAGCCGAUAGGACCCUCGAGCUUGUAGUGCAAAUAAUACGUCAACCCCUGGGUGGUGGGGGCAGAGAAGGAAACUAGAUAGCCUCAUGCAAUCAGAAAUCAUAAGCAAUAAAAGGGCAUACCUUAUAAACGUUCACAAUCCUGGUAAUAAGCUUUGCAAUAGGCCUAGUACAUUUACUCAACCCUGGAUGUACGGAUCUAGCAGCGUUACAAAAGGCUAGAGAGCUCCAAAUUGCCGUUGGUCUAGGUAUACAGGAUGCAGUGGCAUUCUCUGACAGUCAAAUUUGAAAACUUUCUGAACAUCAAGAUUGUGGUUUUGUACCACAGUAGAGCUAAUGCAGCACUCUUGACAUUUCAAAACAACCGACAACCUCAUCCUCAGAUUCUGUACUUUUAUGUGCAAAACGACCAUUAUUAUGCUAUUACCAACAUCACAGCGUUUUUAGGCGCACCAUAUGUGUGUCCAGUCUGUCAUACAGGCUACACCCGAAAGGGGGGCACUCGUGCCGUUAUAACUGUUCAGUAUGUCUGGAUAAAUUGCCCAAUGCAACCCUUAAACCUGACACCCUGUGCGGAUUGUCACCGCACAUGUUGUUCGGCCUACAGUUACGAAAAACACAAAAUUUAAACAUGGCACUCCAAGGCCUGUAAAUCUGUAAGCAGUUGUGAUAUUAACAAGAAAUGUCCAAAAUGCCUGUGCAAUUACAACCUUAAAAUAGACAGCUCUAAACCUCAUGUGUGUGGAAUCAUACAUUGUCCAAUCUGUAAAGGGCCUUUGAAAAGCAGAGACUCUGAAGUGGUUCUAGAAAGGCUAAAAGAGUGUUAUAUUCAGCCCUUGGCUGAAGAUGAACAUUCAGAGAAAUAUGUGUUUUAUGAUUUUGAGACUAAUCAGCAAUCAGGGGUUCAUUUGUCUAUUUUUGUAUCUACCAUAACUUUCAAAGGUGAUAAGUGGUCAGCAGAGGAGCCCAAUUGUGCACUCCUCUUUCUAAAACACUUUAGAAAACCCCAGUACAGAAACUUCACCUUUAUAGCGCACAAUUCUAGAGCCUAUGACUCCUACCUUCUUUUGAACCCCUUGAUACAGCAAGGCGUUGCACCCAGUGUCAUAGCUCAAGGUAGUAAAAUCUUGUGUUUUGUAGACCCCACCUUCAACCAGAGAUACAUUGACAGUUUAAGCUUCUUACCCAUGAGAUUGGCUCAAAUGCCAGAGGCCUUGGGUUUUGAGAACUCUGUGAAAGGCUGGUUUCCACAUUUCUUCACAUCUGAGGAGAAUCUACAUUAUAUUGGAGCUUAUCCCAGCCCCGAAAUGUACGGGUGUGAUCAGAUGUCUCCCAAAGAGCGAGAGAGAUUCAUGACAUGGUACGAGACAGUAUGUCACAGCACUUUUGAUUUCCACAAAGAGAUGGAGUCAUACUGUGACAACAAUGUAGUUAUACUUCAUGAAGGAUGCCUCAGAUUCAGAGAAGAGGUAAUCAAAGAUGCAGGCAUUGACCCCUGGAGUUGUACAACUAUUGCAUCGGCAUGCAUGAAAACCAAUCGUACACACUUUCUACCUACAGCAUCUAUAGCUAUCCCCUCGCCUGACAACUACCGACGCCAAUUCAAGUCAUACUCUAGUGGGUCAAUUCAAUGGUUUGAGUACUUGGCCAAGGAUAAAGACAUUUUUAUUCAACAUGCUUUGAAUAGGGGUGAGAAGGCCUUUGGGCCUUAUCGUGUAGAUGGAUACACACAGAUUGACGGUGUUGAGACCGUGUUUGAGUACAACGGUUGUUUUUUCCACGGUUGUAAAUCUUGCUUUGUGCCCCAGGCCAUGUGUGUCCUAACCCAAAAUACUUUUUGGGAAAAGUACCAAGACAAAUUGGAAUCGUUACAGGCUACUUACGGGUUGAAAGUGAAUGUGAUGUGGGCGCAUGAGUGGACCGCACUCAAAAAGUCUGAUCCUCAUGUUCUUUCCAGCUUUGACACACCAGAACCCUUAGAACCACGACAGGCCUUGUAUAGAGGCCAUACCAAUGCUUUGACAUUGCGGUAUGUAGCGUGACCCGACGAGACAAUAGGAUAUGUAGAUUUUACAUCCCUUUAUCCUCAUGUAAUGAGUUCCUCCUGCUAUCCUAUGGGGCAUCCUGAAAUUAUUCACCGCGACUUUAACUUACCCCAAAACUAUUUUGGUCUGAUCAAAGCAACUGUCUACCCUCCUAGGGGUUUGUUUAUACCAGUGUUGCCUUACAAGGGACCUCAAGGAAAACUUUUAUUUUCCCUUUGUCGCACCUGCAGUGAAAACAACAACCAGGAAAAGCCUUGUAAACACUCAGAUCAAGAAAGAGCCCUGACAGGUGUAUGGGUCGCAGUUGAAUUCUCUAAGGCUCUAGAGAUGGGGUAUCGUGUGGCCAAAAUCUUUGAAGUGUUAAACUUUUCCAGGAAAUCAGACACUCUUUUUAAAGAGUACAUCAAGACCUUCUUGAGAUGCAAGCAAAUGGCUUCAGGCUAUCCUGCAUUGGUCACAGAUCAAGAGAGCAAAGACAAGUACAUUCAAGACUAUCACGACAGAGAAGGCAUACUUCUUGACCCUGACAGAAUAGAGGUCAACAAAACCAAAAGAAAUGUGUCGAAAUUGUACUUAAACUCUCUUUGGGGGAAGCUUUCGCAGAGAUGCAAUAUGAUAACAAUGUCAAUCAUUAAAGACCACAAAGAAUUUUGGGAAUUUGUUUCUUCGGACCAAUACGAAAUUUCACAUUUUUCAUUCUUGAGUCAAGACAUUGCCCUGGUGCAAUGGAGAUGUAACAAGAAGUGGGUUCUACCCCAAUGUAAUGUAAAUGUGUUUCUUGCAGCAUUUACCACGGCCUAUGGCCGACUUGAACUGUACGCCCUCAUGGAGCAGCUUCAGAGGCGGGUUCUUUACCACGACACAGACUAUGUGGUCUAUGUAAGCAAACAGGGUGAUUGGAAACCCCCAAUUAGCAACUAUCUGGGUGGUUUAACGAGUGAUCUCAAAGAUGGUGACCAUAUCACUGAAUGGUCCUCCUGUGGUCCCAAAAGCUAUGCUUUUAGGACUAAAGACAAUCACGUGGUGUUGAAAGCCAAAGGCGUGGCACAAAACUAUGAAAAUGCCCGGCGUGUAAACUUGGAAUCAAUCACACGCUUGGUCGAGGGGUUCAUAAACGACCGGAAUAGCAACUUGGAGAUUUUGAGCUCCUACAAAAAAAAUGUUAGGGAUAAAAAGUGCUUCCAUCUAAGGAAUGCCCCACAUACUAAAAGAUUCAGGGUAGUCUAUGACAAGAGACUGCUUUUACCUGACAGGACCACAUUGCCCUUUGGCUACUGACUUAUGCUACAAGCCCCAGUGUGUCUUAAAGCUUAAGAUAUAAUGGCUGCUGUAGAAGGUUUUGACCCCCGGUUGCAACUACCAUUUUCGGCCUUAAUCGCAGGCCACUCCAAUAGUGGUAAAACUUGUUUUGUAAAAAGUAUUUUAGAGAAUUUGAACAUGUGUUAUCUCAGAAGCCUGACAAUAUUGUGUGGUGUUAUUCGUAUUAUCAAAACCUUUGUAUGAUGAACUGUUGAAGAAAAUAAAAAUCAAGUUUGUUGAAGGAA